AACAAAGACAGAGAUAACGAGGGAGGAGGGAAAAAAAGUCCUGGGUCCAACUUUGUUCUUCGAAACAGAUGUGGAUGCGUCAAACCGCUGGAUUCUGCUGCGCGUCCACAUGCCGACACUGGUGCGUGUGUGGAUCAUCGGGAUGAGCGCACACGCCCCCUGAGCGCGCAGCUCGCUCACGUUUUAUCGAUAGAAACUGUGUUUGCGUCAAAAGUGAAGCAGGAGAUCGAGCUGCGGUGGAUUCCUCAUGCGGACUGAAGCCCGGGCAACAUGUUCGAUUAUCUGGAGUUUCAGUCCUUCGCCUCCGGAGACAUCAUGGACUUCUACUGCUCAUCCAGCCCCGUGUGCGCACUGCAGGACCGGGACCAGGACCAGGACCGGGACCGGGACCAGGACCGGGACCAGGACCGGGACCUGGCAGCCUUCUUCCCCGAGCUGAUCGAGUCGGACUGGCAGCAGCACCGGUGCUCACAGUUGGGCAGUCAGAGCUCCAGCUCCAGCUCGGACGACCUCUUCGCCAGCCCCACCUCCCCGCCUCCACCCCCUCGCACCUACAAGCCCUGCUUCGUGUGUCAGGACAAGUCCUCCGGGUACCACUAUGGAGUCAGCGCCUGCGAGGGCUGCAAGGGCUUCUUCCGCCGCAGCGUGCAGAAAAACAUGGUGUACACGUGUCACCGCGACCGAAACUGCAUCAUCAACAAGAUCACCAGGAACCGCUGCCAGUACUGUCGGCUGCAGAGGUGCUUCGCCGCGGGGAUGUCGAGGGAGUCUGUGAGAAACGACAGGAUCAGGAGGAAGGGGAAGAAAGAGGCGGUGAAGAUGACGAUCAUGGAGACGUACGAGCUGACGUCGGAGCUCGGCCUGAUCGUGGAGAAGAUCUGCAGAGCUCACACGGAGACCUUCCCCGCCCUCUGCCAGCUGGGAAAAUACACCACAAACUCCAGCUCCGACCACAGGAUCCAGCUGGACCUCGGGCUGUGGGACAAGUUCAGCGAACUCGCCACCAAGUGCAUCAUCAAGGUGGUGGAGUUCGCCAAGCGCGUGCCGGGUUUCACCGGCCUGACCAUCGCCGACCAGAUCACUCUGCUCAAAGCCGCCUGUCUGGACAUCCUGAUCCUGAGGAUUUGCACUCGCUACACCCCCGACCAGGACACCAUGACCUUCUCUGACGGUUUGACCCUGACCCGCACUCAGAUCCACAACGCUGGAUUCGGACCGCUCACAGAUCAGGUUUUCACUUUUGCUGGACAGCUGCUGCCGCUGGAGAUGGACGACACAGAGAGCGGGCUCCUCAGCGCCAUCUGCCUCGUCUCUGGAGACCGACAAGACCUGGAAGAGCCGUCGAAGGUGGAGGUGCUGCAGGAGCCGCUGCUGGAGGCGCUGAAGAUCUACUCCCGCAAGCGGCGACCCAGCAUGCCCCUCAUGUUCCCCAAGGCCCUCAUGAAGAUCACCGACCUGCGCAGCAUCAGUGCUAAAGGGGCCGAGAGGGUGGUGACGUUAAAGAUGGAGAUCCCGGGCUCCAUGCCGCCUCUGAUAGAGGAGAUGCUGGAGGAUCUGCAGAACCUGGAGGAACACCAGAAGAAUCGCUCGGAGGAGAGCUGAGCAGAACACACACACACACACACACACACACACACACACACACACACACACACACACACACACACACACUCUCUCUGGUCUCUCAUUCCGAAGCUGCUCAGAGAACAAUACGUCCGUCUUCCCUCCCAGAGAAGCCGCUCACGUUAUAAGGUGACGAUGCAGUUGAGAGUCUUACCUCAGUCUCUGGUCAGUGAACAUUAACGGACUCCUCAGCGGACUUGAUGUAAAACAACAGAGAACGAUGCAGUAAUGUUUUAAUCAGUUACAUUUUUAACACCUCAUAACCAGAGAGUUCUGUAUUUAUAUUUGCAUGGAUUCAUUUUUAUUUGAUAAAUAAAUAACAAUACUUUUAGCGUUAGUCUAGUAAAGAGAGUGAACAUAUGGAAUUUGAGCUUUUUACAAACGAUGUGAAUUUUUGUACCUGAUGUGUUAAAGUUUUUCUUCACGUUUUUAAAAACAAAAAGGGAAAUAUAAGUUUUCUGAAUGUUCAUAAAUGGCAUCAACACAGUUCACAAGCAGAUGAAGCUGAGUUGUGGCCGGAAACUUCAAAUUCAAUUAGCAAAAAAAAAAAAGAAAAGGAAAAUACAGAGUUGUGCAUUGUAUUGGAAAUCUGUGUCUGCAGUAUGAGGGACAAGGAUUACAAAAAAUUAAAAGAGGAAUUUCCGUUAUUUUACAUUAUGAGAAUAAAGUUAAAUUGUCGAGAAGAAACUUGAAAUUUCAAGAUUAAAGUUGAACUUUUAAGAAUCUAUCAAACGCUAACUUUAACUUAGAAAACUGCCUCGACAAAACAACACGCGUAGAUGACUUCGUUGAAAUCGUUCUCGUAAAAAAAAAAAAAAGGGAAAAUCUUUUUUUAGCUCAUGAACACGGCCUGAAAUUCAGUGUGAAGACUCUGAAGAGAUUCUGUCAAAGCUGCGUCUGUUCAGGAGGAGAAACCAAACACGUUCGUACAAACUGAAACUGCUGGAAAUGGACAGAUGCAAAGAUGUUAAUGCUGAAACCAAACGCUGCUCAAACUGGAUUUAAAUCAAUUAUUCAGAAAAUACAAAAGAAAAAUCUUGUUUAGUUCGACUUCCUUUUCCACCACAUCUCGACAUCGAAACAUCCCCGACCUUCAUCCUCCUCCGUACGUCCACAACACUGGUCUGUAAAGUUUGAAUCCAGUUUUCAACAGGGCUGCAUAUUAUUAUAAAAUAAUGUUUUCAACAUAAACAAUAUUUCAUUAAAGAAAAUAAGCCAAUUUCUUAAAUCCAUCAGCGUUUGAUGCCUCGUCACAGGAGGCAUCAGAAGUAACUCAUCGCAGGAGCAGAGCAGGUGUAAAAUAAUGCCUGAAAUAGGUUUUAUGAAAAAGAAUGAUAUGGAAUUGUAGGAAUUAUUCAUAAAAACUACAAAGUGAGAAUCUUAUGUACUGUAACACCUCAUCCGUGCCUACUCUAAAAAAAACAUAUCUAUGAUUUUUACAUAUUUUGCAAAUUUAUCAACCUGGAAAUGUGAAUGCCUUCAUUUUUCCACCCUUGCCCGCUGUUGUAUAGUAUAACUACUGUGUGUACAUAUUAUAUCUAUGAUCAUUUUCCAUGGUGCGUCCAUUUGUUAUAAUACUUAACAGAUUUCAUCACAUUUUUUGUCGCUCUAUUCAUUAAAAUCUUGUGUAGCA
Molecule: messenger RNA, 3256 nt
Organism: Paralichthys olivaceus (Japanese flounder)
Lineage: Eukaryota; Metazoa; Chordata; Actinopteri; Pleuronectiformes; Paralichthyidae
Source: RefSeq, a predicted model, not a curated record